Molecule: messenger RNA, 6314 nt
Organism: Ctenopharyngodon idella (grass carp)
Lineage: Eukaryota; Metazoa; Chordata; Actinopteri; Cypriniformes; Xenocyprididae
Gene: cep170aa
Product: centrosomal protein 170Aa
Exons: 20
Coding region: 242-4801 (1519 amino acids)
Cellular component (GO): centriole
Molecular function (GO): protein binding
Source: RefSeq, a predicted model, not a curated record
CUGUGUUGGAACUGCAAACGCUGUCCUACUUGCCUGAUUUCAGGCUGCCGUAUGUCGCCGCUAUUUGUUAGGAAUAACGUUAUUGCUGCUGAGCAACUGAGGAAAAUAGGAGACGUGGGGAUACACACUGGGCUUGGCUACAAAAACCGUUUAGCUGCUGCAUUGAAGCCUGGGAUAAAACUGACAGCGAAAAGAAGAGCAAGGGAUGACGUAGGGACUGAGGCUGGAGAAGAGUGCAGAGAUGAGCCUCACGUCCUGGUUCCUCGUGAGCAGCGGGGGUACGCGGCACCGUCUGCCCCGUGAGAUGAUCUUUGUGGGUCGUGAUGACUGCGAGCUUAUGCUACAGUCUCGCAGUGUAGACAAGCAGCAUGCUGUUAUCAACUAUGAGUCCAGCAGUGACGAGCACAAAGUGAAGGAUCUAGGAAGCCUGAAUGGGACAUUUGUAAAUGAUGUCAGGAUCCAGGAACAGAUGUACAUCACUUUAAAGAUUGAUGACAAACUAAGGUUUGGAUAUGAUACCAACCUGUUCACUGUGGUGCGAGGAGAGCUGCAUGUGCCAGAGGAGGCUCUGAAGCAUGAGAAGUUCACCAGCCAACUUCAACUGGGCAAGAAGCCCACCUGUGCAGAGCCCUUAAAAACCCCCAAGUCUUCCCCAGACAAAGCCAAAGUGAACAAACCCACAGAGCCCAUUGCUGUACCAGCAGUCAAACCUGCAGAGGCUAACAAAGGAGAUGACAAGAUUCCAGGUGAUAUAGCUGCCUUGCACAGGGGAACCCCACUGUAUGGACAGCCAUCCUGGUGGGGCGAUGGGGAUGCAGAUGAUGAAAAUUCCUUUAAACAGGAGAAUAAAACAUCUGGAAAGAAGCAGGAGAACAGCGGGACAGAGAGCAAAGAGACCAAGCGAGGUGAUAAAUCAAAGGAAAAUGGUCUGGGCCCUGUAGGCGCUGAGCCCAGCUACUUUGAGAUUCCCAGCAAGGAGGGACAAAUGGCACAGAACAGCAUCCAUGAGAUCCCAACAAAGGACACUGGGGCUGCAAAAUCAGCCACUGGCAGUGCCGCCUCACAGGCCAACACAUCAUUCACCAUUGAGUUUGACGAUACUUCCCCAGGGAAGGUCACCAUUAAAGAUCAUGUGUCUCGUCCACGACCUAAAAAAUCACCUCAUGUUGGCGGUAAAGACCUCAGCACACUGCAGGCAGCCAUCAUGGCAUCUGAGAGCAAGGUGGCUGACUGGCUUGCCCAGAAUGACCCUCCUCUAGUGAGGCGUGAGUCCACAGAAGAGGACAGUAAGAGCAUCAAGAGUGAUGUGCCUGUUCACCUCAAGAGGCUUAAAGGCAGUAAACACGAGGAUGGCACACAAAGCGAUUCAGAGAACGGCCUGGGAUUGCGCUUUGGCAGCAAACGCCACGCCGCACUGGAGGAGCGCUUGAGAGCCGCAGGAGUUGGUCGGGUCAAAACAGAGGGGUCGUCUUCUGUGAGCCGCACAGCCUUCAUGAUUGAGUUCUAUGAUGAGGAUAACCCUCGCAAAAGGCGCUCCUACUCGUUUUCACAGACCGCACCACUGCUCGGAGGCGUGGCAGGGGAAGGACUUUGCCCUGCACCGCCCUCACAUCCUAAGGUCGUCGCCACAGCAGCGGACGGCAGCAAGGGCAUGUCAUCAUCACUGGCGGCAGUCGCCCCCACGGCUGCUCGACUCCUGCUCAAGCAGAGAUCGGAGGAACCAAAGGUGGUGCAGAACCCUGCUGCUACUGGUCAGCCCAGUCCCACAGAUGAGGCUCAGAAACAAGAUGACGACCAGAGUGACAAGGGCACGUACACCAUUGAACUGGAUAAAAGCAACCCUGAGGAAGAGGAAGCCAGGCGAAUGAUCGAUAAGGUGUUUGGGGUGGAGAACUCUCAGGAUCCUGGUUGUCCUGAGAAACGGGAAGCAGGUGGAAAAGUGAAGGAAGGCAAGAAGCUCAGUUCCACUGCGACUGAGGUAAAGGCUGAAGUAAACAUACAUUCUAGACUUGUGGAGGAUUCGGUUGCAGUCGGCAGCCCUCGCUGGGUUUCACAGUGGGCCAGUUUAGCUGCUAAUCAAACACGAACAGACCCAGAGGGCUCUGGAGCCGAACCACCACCUUUUGUUCAUCAAGAGCGAGAUGGUGAUGCUGGCAUCUCUAUCAAGAGCACCGGUUCCACCACUUCCAGCCAAGCUGAGCGCAAAAGAAGGACUCUUCCGCAGCUUCCAACUGAGGAGAAGAUCAAGCGCUCUGAGAUCGGUGAGAAGCAGGACACAGAACCCCAGGAAAAAGAAAGCCACAAUGACCAUAAAGGUGAUGGCCAGAGCCUCACCACUCCGGACAACAAGGACAUUGAGUCUAGCCAAUCCAAGAGCAUCCAGCAGGACGGGCAGGUCGGAAAACAGUCUUCUGCACGCCCCCUGGGAAGUGGAGAGAGGAGAACGUCAGAGGAGAGUCGCAGGAGGCGUUCUGAGGACAAGAGUAAAGGAAGUGAUAGCGAGAGGUCUGGGAAACCGCUGGUGAGGCAGGGUAGUUUUACCAUUGAGAAACCCAGUGGUAACGUCCCCAUAGAACUGAUUCCUCGCAUCAACCGACAGAAUGGCGGGAGGGAGCGAAGCGACUCCGUGGGCAGCAUGGACACGGCAACUCUUCUCAAAGACACUGAAGCUGUCAUGGCAUUCCUUGAGGCUAAACUCCGGGAUGAGAAGAAGUUGGACCCCGUAACGCCACCUAGCUGUCCCCCAGCCUGCCCUUUAUCCCCAGAAUCUGAUAUCGACACGACCAGUACGGUCAGCCAGGCAGCAGCCGAGGCCGAUCGUAAGGCGGUUCAGAAGCGACGAUCCCUCAGCAGCCUUUAUAGAGAGAAGAGUAAUGUGAGCACCACAUCAAAAACCACGACCAGUGCGAGAGAGCGUCUGGAGAGGAAAACCAAGACCAAGACCACAGAAAGCCGCUCAGAUGCUCGCCGUUCAGUACAGACAGCUUCCCGUGGCCGCCAACCAUCCCAAGAUCUCACUGAUGAUGACCAGACGUCCUCGUUACCCAUCUCAGACAUCCUGUCCUCGGACCAGGAGACAUAUUCCAGCCGCUCACACACCAAAGGUUACUUCACCUCCACUGAUGACCUCUUGCAGUCCAAGCUUGAUACCAGCAAAUCCGCAAGGUCCGCAAAGCCCAGCAAGACGCUGCAAACUAGCACCGCGGCCCUCGUGAAACAGGCUGGUCUUCCACAGCCACGUCCCACGAGGGCAUCUCUGUUGCGCAGGGCUCGGCUCGGAGACACGUCGGACACAGACCUGGCAGAUGCGGACAGGGUUUCAGUGGCGUCUGAGGUGUCCACCACCAGUUCCACUUCUAAACCACCAUCGGGAAGAAAGGCGCAGUCACGCAUUGACAUGCUAGCGCAACCUCGACGCACCAGACUCGGCUCGUUUUCAGCAAGGAGCGAUUCGGAGGCCACGGUCAGUCGGACCACAGCAACACGCUUGUCGGCAGAGACGGCGCUUCGUCUGGGGCUGAGAAGCACAAAUCAACAAGUAGCGGACGGCAAGCUAACGGCACGCAUGAGGGCUAAUAGUGUUUCCAAGCUAACGGACCCCAAGCCGAAGACACCACCUGUCAACAGCACCCCAUCAGAAACUCAACUUGAGCCUGAAAGUGUUCUCGCAGAGGAGGAGCCCAUGGGUACUGUACCAUCUCUGGGCUGUGUGUCUAAUAACCGGUGGAGACGGCUGCCUCCUGAAUAUGCCUCUACCUCUGAGGAUGAGUUUGGCUCCAACCGGAACUCUCCCAAACACGUUCGCCUGCGGCCGGGCACCACCCUUCGCACCAGCAGGCUGGGUGGUCCCGCUCCGGUCACAACCAGUCCCGGGGGUCUCCUCCUUAAGAACAGGAUGAGGGAACAGGAGGAGUACAUACGAGAUUGGACAGCUCAUAGCGAGGAGAUUGCCAGGUUAUUUCCCUGUGUGCGCAGGAUCAGUCAGGACCUUGCCAAGGACCUGGCUAUCCUGGCACGGGAGAUCCAUGACGUGGCAGGUGAAAUCGACUCGGUCAGUUCCUCCGGCACCGCACCGAGCACCACCGUCAGCACAGCCGCGACCACGCCAGGCUCCGCCAUCGACACCAGGGAGGAGCUGGUAGAGAGAGUUUUUGACGAAAGUCUAAACUUCAGGAAGAUUCCCCCUGUAGUUCACACCAAACCCACAGAGGUCAAUGGCAGACCAGUGGAACUUCGUCCCCGAGCCCCGGACAGCCUGGACCCUCAGGCGGCCCUGCGCAGACGUACCUGGAACCGGGAUGAGGUGAGACCGGCGGUGCUAGACAGUUUAUUGCUGACAUCGGUUUCCCAACUGUCUUCCAAAAUCCGACAGUCUGUAGAUAAAACUGCUGGCAAAAUCAGGAUAUUGUUCAAAGACAAGGACAGGAACUGGGAUGAUAUUGAGAGUAAACUCUGUUUGGACAAUGAAGUGCAACUUCCCAAAACUACAAACAAGGAAAUUUCAUCUAUACUGACAGAGCUGAAGAGGGUAGAAAAACAGCUUCAAGUUAUAAAUGUCAUGGUGGAUCCUGAUGGAACCCUUGACGCUCUGACCAGCCUCGGCCUGACCAGUCCGACCACCCCCAAACCCAGAACCAGCCCUGGCUCUCAGAGCAAAUGGGGGCCCCUGCCCAGUAACGGAGCCUCCCAGCCGCCACCAACAACAACCAUAACCAACCCUAGCCCAGAGAAACCUAGUGUGGGACUCAACUUCAGCCGCAAACACCCCACAGGAGAGGAGAGUGCCAUCGCUAGCAAAUAAUAAAAAAAAUAAAAAAAACUUUCUUUUAGUAGACUGGACUAACUACAUACUGUAGCUUGUUCCUGAAUGGAUCUUUUAUGUGUAUGUAAAAUGUAAUUAUUCAUAUGUGCCCUUCUACAGGAUUCUGUAUGAGGUCUGUUUGUUGUUUCACCCUGUAGUGUAAUCUUUAGGAUCACACCUGUGUAUCUGGACUGACUGCUUGUCCCGGCUAAGCAAAACCGCACCAAAACACACACAGCUGCAUGUGACAGGAAGCAAGUGGCCAUCUAAACCCAAUGAACUGCCAGAUGUAUCCCUCAUGAACGGACUAAAGCAACUCCAGUGCCUGUCUGCUCUCCUCUGAGCUUACCUUUCUGUGUUCUGCACAGUGCAACUACCCAGUUUACCAAACUGAAUACAGCAAACUAUGCGCAAACUCAGUAAUUGUAUUUUCAAAUUUGUCUAUUUAGAUAGCUGUAAUUUUUGGAAAAUGUUUUCGAUUUUUGUGCAUUCAAGCUAUUCUAAAUUAGCUUAAUAAUAAUAAUGUUUUUUUGUUGUUGUUUUUUUGGGAAUGUAAAGAAUUUGUAUCAUUGGAAGCUGAAUUAUUCAUUGAAAUUAUUUGCGUAAUUUUGUAGAGGGACAUGAAGAGGGAACUUGCAGACAAAUGCAUGGCAUGCACUAACGGACUGGUAAACUGCACCCUGGCUAAAUAGUUUUUCGCCGUUAUGCUCCCUCGAUCAGCACUGUUGAUCGCUGAAUCAGCCUUAUGACUGUAAGCGUACUAACACUCUGCAUAGAUGUACAUCUCUGAUACUUACUAGCCUUCUUUUCAUGUUCCACGUCUCUGUGUGCGUUUACUGUUUACCCGUUUCUUUCCUUCUGCUGCUUAUCUGUAUUUUUAGGAGGAUGUAGGAGUAAACCUGAACCACUUACCUGGCCUUUCUUUAGGAGCCCUGUGGGAAGAGUAUUUCUGGCAUAUAGUGUAACUGUAGACAUAGACGAUAGUGCAGAUAGGUACCAGACAGAAUACAUCCAGUGGGCUUUUUUUGUGUUUUAUACAUGUAUGAUGUCACUAAGUGCCCAGUAUUCUCAUCUUACUCUUUUGGUUUUUAAGGAUGAAAGACGUGAUUCAUUGUGCUAUGGUUUCAUUUUGCACAUCAAAGGAGUAAUGUGAAAUGGAAUGAUUCAGAGCACAAAAAGGAUUAUGACACCACUAUAUCCCACUGUACUCACUACAAGAUGCCUUUACAGUGGGACGCCCCUCUGACAGAAAACAAUCUGCCACUGUAUGAGAGGGUGGAACGGCAGAUAAAGUGCUUGGUACAUAGAUUUUCCCUGUGUGGUUUACACAUUGUGUAUCAUAUCAGUGUUUUGUUUUUCCUCCUUUUUUUUAUUGUUUUUAAUGUAUGGUUUAUUUAUUUUUGUUUAUUUCAAUUCAUUUGAUUAUGGCACUUUUCUUUUUUACAUAAUUUUGCAUAUUCUCAAUAAAGGGGGGGGGCAGCAUAUUAAAUAAAAGUUUUUGUUUAAUUCCGAA